Saitoella complicata NRRL Y-17804 is the source of this 998-nucleotide messenger RNA. RefSeq lists its product as uncharacterized. The transcript is spliced from 2 exons. Gene Ontology annotation, cellular component: SNARE complex; endomembrane system. Gene Ontology annotation, molecular function: SNAP receptor activity; SNARE binding. The coding region runs from base 101 to 907 and encodes 268 amino acids. Gene Ontology annotation, biological process: intracellular protein transport; vesicle fusion. Lineage: Eukaryota; Fungi; Ascomycota; Saitoellomycetes; Saitoellales; Saitoellaceae. The record is from RefSeq and is a predicted model, not a curated record.
CGCGGCACGGCAUACGAGCUUGGUAAACAGAUCCCGGGUCAAGAACAGUCAUUGUCAGCUCAAUUAGCAUCCAUUCGACAAGCAGAAACGAUCAACCAGCAUGGCCCCUUCAGCCGCCUCAAAGCUCACUCUCCUCGCUGACUCCACCUUACUAACCCUCCACGAACGUCAGCGACUGCUCUCCAUCAACGUUCCACCAUCACCAGAGACAGACGAGGAGAUCCUGAAGUCAUUACAGACUCUACAACACGGAAUCGAUGUCCUAGAAGAAGAAUUGGGUAGAGCAGAGAGCGAUGGCAAGACGAGCUCAACCAAGCUGAAAGAAGCCGAAGACGUCCUCAUCAAACUCCAAUCAUCCUACCACAACCUCAAAUCAAUGUUCGACUCACCCUCAGACACCGAAGCACCUCCACUUCUGAACCCACCAACACUCCGAACAUCCCGAUCACCCUCUCCACACUCUACAUCAGCAAAGGCUGCCGCGUCCCUCCUUGGCUCUGAUCCGAGAGAAGAUUUACUAGGCGAACCUUCUCGAAACCAACGAGAACGGAAACAGGUUAGGUUCUCGGAUAGUGUGUUCUCGAAUGAAGAUGGAGAGCCGAAUGAUAACUCCACGAUCUUGGCGCUGCAGAACCGGAUUAUGGAGAGUCAGGAUACGUCGUUAGAUGCGUUGGCUGCGUCUCUGAGUACUACGCGGAACCUCUCGCUGCACAUUUCGGAUGAGCUUGAUUCACAUCAGGAACUUUUGGCAGAUUUAGAUGAUGCCGUUGACAGGAGUCGCACGAGAGUCGAGGACGCGCGAAGAAGAGUGAGGAAGAUCGGGAGGAAGGUGAAGGGGAACUGGGGAUGCAGUAUCAUUACUUUGUUGAUCUGCAUCCUGGUGAUCUUAAUCGUGGUGCUGAAAUAGGCGAUGAGCUGAAGGGUUAUUUAUCUCGAUAGACUUCGAAUUGAUAGCGAUAUGGGUUAUGGAUUGGGUCAAGGCGUUUCUUACAGCGAGC